AUGAACCCAAGGAUGGAUCUUAGCCACGUCGAAUCUCGUCGCACAGAGGAUUCGAGUACCUAUGAGAAGCCCGCUCACGAGCAAGAUCUUGCAAAGCUCGAUACCAUACAAGAGGUACUCAUAUCAGACCUCGGUCUUGCGACGUACUUGCUGACAACAUCUCAGGACCAAGCUGUUGGUUACAAGCAAUAUCGGGAAGCCCUUGACAUCGAGGUCUCAAACCGUGAGAAUCGCAAAUUGCGCUUGAAGAUCGAUCUCAUCAUACUGCCGAUAUUCUUUAUCACCCAAGGUCUACAAUUUCUCGACAAGACAGCGCUGAACUAUGCAAACCUUUUCGGAUACCAGAAGGCCUUGGGUCUCAAAGGACUGCAGUUCAAUUAUUUGUCCGCGAUGGUGUAUGUUGGCUAUUUCCUCGGCCAGUAUCCUUGCGGAUGGUUGAUCGGACGCUUCCCGGCCCAGCGAGUGCUCGCAGUCUCUUGUCUCCUCUGGGGUAUCAUGGUUCUCAUCAUGACACAGUGUCGAAGCUUCGGAAGUGCUCUGGCCGUAAGGUUUUUCAUGGGCAUCUUCGAGGCGGCCGUGACUCCCGGCCUCACGCUUAUGACUGGCUUCUGGUACACGCGUAACGAGAUUCCACUCCGCCAGUGCAUUUGGUAUUCCUCGCUAGGCGUGGCUGGCAUUAUUGGGUCCUACAUUUCCAUGGGCAUCUCGAAGCUCAAUCCCAACAUGAAGCCUGAGUGGUGGGAGCUGAUCUUCUUCAUCCUUGGUGGUGCAACGUGCCUGUGGGCAUUUUUCAUCUACUUCGCCCUACCUGAUGCUCCUUCAAACGCCGGCUUCCUCAACGACCGCGAAAAGCUAGUUGCCGUCAAGCGUGUAUCCGCUAACGAGACUGGUAUCAAAAAUAAAGCUUUCAACAGAAGGCAAGCCAUGCUGUCGCUGUACGACCUGAAGACAAUAUUGGUCUUCAUUGCAGUCUUCGCAGCAGCUAUCCCGAAUGGUGUGGUCAACUCAUUCUCAACCAUCAUCAUAAAGGACAUGGGCUUCUCGACCACAAGAACCACGGAGCUCAAGUCUGUUGGUGACGCGGUCCAAGUCAUAGCGCUAAUCAUCGGCGGUGCCAUCACGCUCAACGUACCAAACUCUCGUUUGUUGACCGCUACUACUGCCAAUCUGCUUUGUACCAUUGCUGCUGCAUGUAUGGCAUAUCUGCCACGCAGCAACACCUGGGGCAGGCUGGUAAGCUUUUGGCUUGUCAAUGCCCAGAGUGUUGGCUUUACCAUCUCUCUUGUCACCAUCUCCUCGAAUAUGGGCGGCUAUACACAUCGUGCCAUGGCUAGUGGCCUUGUCUUUACUGCCUACUGCUGGGGCAAUUUCGCUGGUCCUUUUGUGGUCAAGCCAUCACAGGCUCCAAGAUAUGAAGGAGCAACCAUCGGCUUAUUGGUCGGUUACGCAAUCAAGUUGGCUUGUCACUUCUUGUUGCUUGUCUAUAUGUACAUGUCGAACCGCAGGCGUGACAAGACAUACGGGCCUGCUGACAAGUCAGCGAGUAAUGAGGCCGGUAUGCAAGAUCAGACGGAGUUCGAGAACAAGAACUUCCGUUACGUUUUGUAG
Recurvomyces mirabilis is the source of this 1608-nucleotide messenger RNA. RefSeq lists its product as uncharacterized. Gene Ontology annotation, cellular component: membrane. The coding region runs from base 1 to 1608 and encodes 535 amino acids. The record is from RefSeq and is a predicted model, not a curated record. Gene Ontology annotation, biological process: transmembrane transport. Lineage: Eukaryota; Fungi; Ascomycota; Dothideomycetes; Mycosphaerellales; Teratosphaeriaceae. Gene Ontology annotation, molecular function: transmembrane transporter activity. The transcript is spliced from 4 exons.